Penicillium canariense is the source of this 255-nucleotide messenger RNA. RefSeq lists its product as uncharacterized. The record is from RefSeq and is a predicted model, not a curated record. The coding region runs from base 1 to 255 and encodes 84 amino acids. The transcript has 2 exons. Lineage: Eukaryota; Fungi; Ascomycota; Eurotiomycetes; Eurotiales; Aspergillaceae.
AUGCGCGUGCUCGCGUGUCUUUGCGUUCCUGCUUCUUUCCCCGCAGAAGACCGUCGUCGAACUGCCACCUGGUCAGAUCUGGGGAUGACCCUAGGCUCCACCGUGUCGGAUCGUGAGGAUGAUGAUAUCACCCCCUCCGAUCCCUUCACAAGCCAAGCUGCACAAGCUGGUCGCCAUCUGUCCACCGUUGCCCAACGGUUUGCCAUGAUGAUCCCCCACAUCCGUGCCUCCAUGGGCGAGCAUAUCUGGUCAUGA